Molecule: messenger RNA, 1565 nt
Organism: Elaeis guineensis (African oil palm)
Lineage: Eukaryota; Viridiplantae; Streptophyta; Magnoliopsida; Arecales; Arecaceae
Product: protein HEAT-STRESS-ASSOCIATED 32
Source: RefSeq, a predicted model, not a curated record
AAUAAGGCGCCGCAUCCGCCUCUGUGCGGCGUAUAAAACAUCUAUGGGCGCGUUUGGAGCGUGGAAUGCUCUGGAUAGGUCUGCUGGAGCAGUGAGACGAUUCCAGAACCCGCUCAAAGCUUCUCUCCUAUCACCAGCUGAAACAUCAUAGAGACACGGAGAAAGAGCGACGGAAGAAUAAAGAAGAAGAGGGUAACGCGAGCGAGAGAGAGCGGGGAGGGGGAAGAUGGCGGCAUACGGAUAUUACUAUAGAUGGAAGAGCUUCAGCGACGAUGAGGAUCGGCCGGAGAAGCCGCGGAGGUUCGGGUUGACGGAGAUGAGGAGCCCCGACUACACCCUCAUGGGCAACCACGCCCUCCAGGAUAUAUUAGAGUCUAUGGAUCAGUUUGUUGAUGGCUUGAAGUUCUCAGGAGGGGCACACAGUUUAAUGCCAAACACCUUUAUUAAAGAAAUAACUGACCUGGCACAUAGGCACAAUGUAUACGUCAGUACAGGUGAUUGGGCAGAACAUCUACUGCGCAAAGGGCCUUCUUCUUUCAAACAAUAUGUCGAGGAAUGCAAAAACUUAGGGUUUGAUACAAUUGAGUUAAAUGCUGGAUCACUUAAACUUCCUGAAGAAGCUCUUUUGAGAUUUAUUCGCCUCGUUAAGAGUAGUGGCCUUAAAGCAAAACCUCAAUUUGCAGUUAAGUUUGACAGGUCUGAAAUCCCAGUGGCUGGUGAUAGAGCAUUUGGAGCUUAUAUAGCUCCAGUUCAUCAUAGUUUAGAAAUUGUUGAAGAUGUAGAUUUGCUAAUCAGAAGGGCUGAGAGAUGCUUGGAAGCUGGUGCUGAUAUGAUCAUGAUUGAUGCUGAUGAUUUGUGCAAGUAUGCUGAUGUUAUGAGGACAGACAUGAUUGCAAAGAUUAUAGGUCGUUUGGGACUGGAGAAAACCAUGUUCGAAUCUUCCAAUUCAAGGACCUCUGAGUGGUUCAUCAAACGAUAUGGACCAAAGGUGAAUCUAUUUGUCGACCACUCUGAUGUGAUGAAUCUGGAAUGUCUGAGAGGCCACAGUUUGGGUAAAAACAACAAAUCAGUUCUUGGGUCUUCAUAUUUCUUGAUGUAAUAUUUCUUCUUCAUUCUAUAUGUGCUGCUUGUGCUGUGUUGUCCUGCUAUACUUUAGACGUGGUCUGAAGGUUCUGUGGUUUGUCCGGCAAUGUUUGUAACCUGACACGAGCAUUUUUUAUGCUCAUUUCUUUAAUAACUUGUGAAGGUACUGAAAGGUAUGUUUCGACUCCUAUUGGUACCUUUAUAUUAUGUUUGUGGUACUCCGGGAACAUUUAUUUCAUUGGCUUCGUUAAAAUCGAGGGACUUAAGGAAGCAUUGAUGCUACACUGAAGAGACGUGUUUUGGUUCGCCAGGGUUUGGUGGCCCAGGCAUUCUCUUGGUUCUACUGCUGAUUGAUUGCUUUACGCUUUGACUCCUCAUUACAGAACAUCAAUGAAUAGGUUCCUGUAAUAUAGAUCAAAAGCUCAAUUAUUAAAUUUAUGAUGACAUUUCAUCUGAAGUGAGCAGCAUGGUUUUGAUAUCUA